Molecule: messenger RNA, 1500 nt
Organism: Toxotes jaculatrix (banded archerfish)
Lineage: Eukaryota; Metazoa; Chordata; Actinopteri; Toxotidae
Gene: cisha
Product: cytokine inducible SH2-containing protein
Exons: 3
Coding region: 387-1067 (226 amino acids)
Biological process (GO): intracellular signal transduction; phosphatidylinositol phosphate biosynthetic process
Cellular component (GO): phosphatidylinositol 3-kinase complex
Molecular function (GO): 1-phosphatidylinositol-3-kinase regulator activity
Source: RefSeq, a predicted model, not a curated record
CUGUCCUUCACACAUUUGGAUCCCAUUCUGGCGACAACACACUCCAAACGGCUGCAACAGAGAUUCUUCUUCUUUUUCUUCAAUCUUUAAAAAACAAAAAACAAAACAUGUUUUAAAUGAAUUCUCCCGUGUUUUGCUGUAGGUUACAUAUUCAGUGAUCUUGUACUUGAGACUACAGGAUCAGACCCUGUUUUCGUACGCGGAGAUCUUCGUGUCCUUUUUAUUCGUUUAUAAUAGGCCUUCUAAUAAUCAGACCCAUGUUAAAGCUUAUUUUUUGUAGACCUGCUUUUUCUGUAGACACGGCGGCUUAGGCUCUCUUGCGUUUUCGUUAUUUCCUGAAGAAUUAUUACCCACCGGAUUCUAGCUCUGAGGAUUCAACAAAUAGUAUGAUUCUCUGUGUACCAGGUCCUAGAACUCUUCUGCCCAGUGCUCUGUCCACUGAAGCCCCACGGGGCAUGCGGGCUGGAACUGUACCUCCUACCCCUUGCCUUCAAAGCACCCCUCCGGCAUGGGACCCCGCAAAGGACUUGCGGGCGAUUGCCAGCAACUUCUGCUAUCUAGAAAAUUCAGGAUGGUACUGGGGAGCUGUAACUGCAGCUCAGGCCCACGCUGCACUUCAAGAGGCAUCUGAAGGAGCUUUUUUGGUACGGGACAGCAGCCACCCUAUGUACAUGCUGACCCUCUCGGUCAGGACUGCACGCGGUCCCACCAGUAUACGGAUCCAGUACAGUGGUGCCCAGUUUUUGCUCGACUCCAGCUCCCCGGCUCGGCCCAGCCUGGCGUCCUUCCCCAGUGUGCCGAGCCUGGUGCAGCACUACAUGGGACCAGAGAGGAAAGCAGAGGAGGGGAAGGUGGAGGUGGAGGCUCCUUCAAAACCUACUCAGCAGACAAUUCAGGAAGCUUCUGUGGUACUAAAACUGAAGCGGGCUGUGUACAAGCCCCAGGGCCUCCCCUCCUUACAGCACCUCACACGCCUUGUCAUCAACAGGCACUCUGACUGUCCUGACCAGCUACCACUCCCGAGGCCUCUGCUCCGUUACAUACAGGACUAUCCCUUCAAGGUAUGAGGGCCCCCCUCAAGUUCAUUAUUGUGGCAGCAUUGCAGCUGACUUAAAAGACAGAAAAAUGUCAAACAGGUCCUUUAUGCCUGUAAAAUGACAUUACUGCUCCAGCAGUUGGCGGCCAGUCAUGAAAGAAACUGGACACAGGGUCAUGUUUUUACUGAUGAAAUAUGUACAAAUUCAGUUAAUAUUGACGUGUCUGGUUUCAGACUUAAUUUGUCAAGGACUGGGUGGUGAAGAAUCCCAGAAAGAGACGGCUUUUGAGAAAACUCAGUACUGUAAUCUACACUUGCUUUAUGAUGGAUGUGGAAAUUGUCCAUAUCUGUUUUACCCUCUUCAGUUUUGGAUGUACAUACUGUUUCCAAGAAGUACACUGAUUCCAUUGAAACAUCAUUUUAAGCCAUUUUAUUUUUCUCAGUAAAACAUUUUUUCUACCUUU